UCUGUAGUUGACAUUUGAAACUGCAGUUGUUUAUUAAAGUUUCCUUGAACAUUAUGUAAAUUAACAAAUAUGCAUAUCAUUAGCGCAUUAACUGUAAUUAUGGAGAUAUCUCUUAUGUAUAAUGGUUAGAAAUCAAUAAGUAAAAUGGAAGUUAAUUCUUAUGAAGCACCUCUAAUAAACGAUGCUCAAACAUCUUUAAAAUGUGAACACUGCGGGAAAACUUAUACUCAUAAGCAAACUUAUAAACUGCAUCUUAAAACACACACAGAAGACUGUCCGACUUGUGAAAUAUGUGGCAAAAGAUUCCCAAGAUUGUCCAAUUUGAAAAUCCACGCAAGCGUUCAUACCACAGAAUAUCCUUACAAGUGUGAUUUAUGUGGUAAGAUUUUUAAGCAUGAAAAGUCGUUGGAAACUCAUCGAUCAAAUCAUCCCAAAGACCAAAAAGCAUAUACGUGUGAAAUCUGUGGAAUAAUUUAUAACGAUCUCAACGUGUAUCAAAAGCAUAUCCAAAAUCACCCUAAAGAAUGGCAUAUCUGUUCAUAUUGCGGCAAAACUUUCAUUUCUCUAUCAGCGCUUGAAGGACAUACUGUGCGACACACACAAGAACGUAACUUCAAAUGCGAUCAAUGCAACACAGCGUUCAAACAUCAAAGUUCUUACAAAAAUCACAUGAAGAAACACAUGGAACAACAAACAUAUCGAUGCGAGGUCUGUGAUGAACCCUUCACCCACAGCGGCUAUCUGCGCAAACACAGAUCCAUACACAAAUUUUGUGUGGUAUGCAAAAAAACAUUCUCUUCAUACAAAGCUUUGCAAACGCAUUUCAACAUACAUCGUGGUAAAAAGCCUUUUAAAUGCCAAAUUUGUGAUAGAAGUUUUACAGAAAAGGCUACAAGAGAUAUUCAUGCUAUGACUCAUACAGGAAAUCGUCCCUUUAAGUGUAAUAUAUGUAAUAAGACAUUUAUUGUUUCUAAAUAUUUAAAAAGGCAUGAAAGGGUGCAUUCUGGGGAACGUCCUUUUAAAUGCCAUAUUUGUGAUAAGACUUACAGGGAGAGAGGAGUGCUGACGAGGCAUCUCAAAAAACAUAAUAAUUGA
Messenger RNA from Ctenocephalides felis (cat flea), 1095 nucleotides. Its product is annotated as zinc finger protein 816-like. Lineage: Eukaryota; Metazoa; Arthropoda; Insecta; Siphonaptera; Pulicidae. The transcript has a single exon. The coding region runs from base 145 to 1095 and encodes 316 amino acids. The record is from RefSeq and is a predicted model, not a curated record.